CCUCUCUGUAGAUAAGACAAUGUUUCCGGGAGCAGCUCCUCCCCACGCUGGUGUCACGUGACUUGUGCCAUAUAUAGAGUGAGAGUGAGAGGCCCGGCACUGCUGUAUUGGCACCAGCUCUUGUGCCACCACCUGCUGUGCCACCCACCACCUGCUGUGCCACCCACCACCUACUGUACUACUCACCAUCUGCUGUACCACCCCACCACCUGCUGUACCACCCACCACCUACUGUACCACUCCCCAUCUGCUAUACCAACACUCACCAUCACUGGAUACCAACAUGCAGAUUUCUGUCAGUGUGAUUGAGCUUGGCGAGAGAAUAUGAGUGAGUUAGAACAAGAGGACGCUAGUGAGACCUCACCAUCACUGGUCAGUGAUACAGAGUUCACUGUAACCACACCUGUACCUGCUGGGGUAGAUAAUACCACACUGGAGACAAAGAGUCAGUCGAAGAUGACUGGAGACGAAGGGAAGGUCGGUAUGGCUCGUCUUGUGUCCUACCAGAGGGCAGUGUUUGUGGCAAUGUUUGUAGGCUACGCUUGCUACACCUACAACCGUAAGAGUGUCUCCUACGCCAUCCCAACACUACUGGCAUCUGGACUUAUCAACACCAGUACCAUAGGAAUCAUCAGCAGUUGUCAGAACAUAGCGUACGCCAUUAGCAAGUUCCUGGGUGGUAUUUUGUCUGACAAGAUGAGCGCUCGUGUUCUGUUUGCCAUAGGGUUGGCUGUGAGUGGUGGCAGUACGCUGCUCUUCUCCCGCACUGACAACACUGUGGUCUGGGCCUUACUCUGGUUCAUCAAUGGCUUCGCCCAGGGUGCUGGCUGGCCUGCCUGCGCCAAGCUACUGAAGAAGUGGUUCAGCGCAGAGAACUUCGGUACUUGGUGGAGCGUGUUGACUGCCAGCAGUAAUGUGUCUGGUACUCUCUCUCCUCUGCUUGCUGCCUAUGUUAUCAUCAGCCAUGGUUGGAGUGCCUCGCUGGUCAUCUCAGGUCUGCUGUCACUGGUGAUAGCAGCAGUGACGUUAGUGACAGUGGUGGAUGACCCCGUCCAUGUUCACCUCCCUAACCCCAACACCACCACUACAACCUCAACCAUCAACCCAACACACUCCAUCACAACCCCACCUUCCAACAAGAACGAUGAGAGUGAGAAGAUGACUGUGAAGGAGUUAGCAUCAUCACCAUUCCUGUGGCUGGUGGCUGCCUGCUACCUGGUGGUCUUCUGUACUAAGACUGCACUCUCAGACUGGGGACAGAUCUUCCUCAUGGCUGAGCUGGGACGGUCCCAGAUGCAAGCUAGUUCCUUCACCAGUGCCAUGGAGACUGGCGGCUUCUUCGGGGGCAUCCUGGCUGGUCUGCUCACUGACAAGAUGGUCAGAAAGGUGAAGACUCGUGGUAACGCGAGGCUGAUGGUGGCUGCUACGUUCAUGGUGACUUGUGCUGCUGGUGUACACGUGAUGCGAGCCUCCCUCACUCCUCACACCUCCCAGGCAGUGGUAUCAGUUGUUGGCAUGGUGUUGGGUGCCAGUAUGUACGGACCAAUCUCCAUCUACGGCAUCGUGGCGUCAGAGUCCUUCCCCACCCAUCUCUCAGGCACUGCACACGCUGUCGUCGCUCUGGCUGCUAAUGUUGGAGCUGUUGCUGCUGGUUGGCCGCUGAGCUGGGUAGCCAAGACAUGGUCAUGGAGUGGGGUACUACUGCUGCUGGAGACUAUGGCAGCCUCCUCCGUUCUCCUUAUCCUCUCCACCUCUUCCAAACACCUCACACCCAAGCUCAAGACAGCCUAAAUGAACCUCUCCAUGCAGGAAUUGUCUUACUACCCAGAAGUCGCGAUGUAGUGUUGACACUACCUGGAAGUUCAGACUGCUUACUUGGAUGUAUUAAUAUGAUCCAAGAGAUGAUUGGAGAGGCUACUGAAUGGACCAGAUCUGUGUUAUAGCUCACUGACACAAGAUCAUCCAACUCUCCUGGGAUCUUUCAGUUCGUGAUCUUAACGCCACUAUAACACUAGUAAAAUUACUUUAUUACAUUCGAUAUAUAUAUUUAUUUUCUUAAAGCAAAAAUCUAUGCUAUGCUCCCUUUACCACUUAUUUGAUUAAGCAAUCCAUUUCUUGCAAUACUUAAGAGUUAUUCUAAACUAAAAGCAAAUUUCCAGCAAUUGCUGCCUCAUGAGAUACAAAUGACAAUCUCUGAGUUUAGCACAUGCUAAGUAAGGAAAUCCAGCAAUGGUAGAGUGCAUGAUGUGCAAUUUACAGUGAGGGUGUGUGCCUCAGGGGAAAGAAAUGUGUGUAUACAUUACAUGCAAACGUGUAUCCACUUAAACUCUUAGUUUAACAACAACUUUCUUGACAACACUCACCCGUGAGGUGUAAGUGGCAGUAUACAACAGUCACCUGAGUGGUACAAGAGGCAGCCAGGCCUCAACCCUCACCUGAGAGGUACAAGAGGCAGCCAGGCCUCAACACUCACCUGAGUGGUACAAGAGGCAGCCUGGCCUCAACACUCACCUGAGAGGUACAAGAGGCAGCCAGGCCUCAACACUCACCUGAGUGGUACAAGAGGCAGCCUGGCCUCAACACUCACCUGAGAGGUACAAGAGGCAGCCAGGCCUCAACACUCACCUGAGUGGUACAAGAGGCAGCCAGGCCUCAACACUCACCUGAGAGGUACAAGAGGCAGCCAGGCCUCAACACUCACCUGAGAGGUACAAGAGGCAGCCAGGCCUCAAUGCUCACCUGAGAGGUACAAGAGGCAGCCAGGCCUCAACACUCACCUGAGAGGCACAAGAGGCAGCCAGGCCUCAACACUCACCUGAGAGGUACGAGAGGCAGCCAGGCCUCAACACUCACCUGAGAGGUACGAGAGGCAGCCAGUCCUCAACACUCACCUGAGAGGUACAAGAGGCAGCUUGGCCUCAACACUCACCUGAAUGGUACAAGAGGCAGCCUGGCCUCAACACUCACCUGAGAGGUACAAGAGGCAGCCAGGCCUCAACCCUCACCUGAGAGGUACAAGAGGCAGCCUGGCCUCAACACUCACCUGAGAAGUACAAGAGGCAGUUUGGCCUCAACACUCACCUAAGUGGUACAAGAGGCAGCCUGGCCUCAACACUCACCUGAGAGGUAAAAGAAGCAGCAGCCUGGCCUCAACAUUCACCUAAGUGGUACAAGAGGCAGCCAGGCCUCAACACUCACCUGAGAGGUACAAGAGACAUCCUGGCCUCAACACUCACCUGAGAGGUAAAAGAAGUGGCAGCCUGGCCUCAACACUCACUUGAGUGGUACAAGAGGUGGCAGCCUGGCCUCAACACUCACCCGAGUGGUACAAGGGGCGGCAGCUUGUCCUCAACACUCACCUGAGUGGUACAAGAGGUGGCAGCCUGGCCUCAACACUUACCUGAGUGGUACAAGAGAUGGCAGCCUGGCCUCAACAUUCACUUGAGAGGUACAAGAGGCGGCAGCCUGGCCUUAACACUCACCUGAGUGGUACAAGAGGUGGCAGCCUGGCCUCAACACUCACCUGAGUGGUACAAGAGGUGGCAGCCUGGCCUCAACACUCACCUGAGUGGUACAAGAGGCGGCAGCCUGGUCUUAACACUCACCUGAGUGGUACAAGAGGUGGCAGCCUGGCCUCAACACUCACCUGAGUGGUACAAGAGGUGGCAGCCUGGCCUCAACACUCAUCUGAGUGGUACAAGAGGCGGCAGCCUGGUCUUAACACUCACCUGAGUGGUACAAGAGGUGGCAGCCUGGCCUCAACAUUCACCUGAGAGGUACUAGAGGCAGCCUGGACCAGGGUGAGACCUGGUUGACGACCUGGGUCCUUACCUCACAUUCCACCUUACUAGACUAGAGAAAUAAUUUCCACUAAGGAAACACACACAGUGCGGAUCAGAGGAGAUGGACAUAGUAGUAUGUGUAAAUUUAUUGUAAAUGUGUAAAAAUAGUGCUCGUAAAAUAAAAUAAUAUGUAAAUAUAAUAUUAUUUUUUUGACAGUGAAAAAGUAUUGAGAGCGUGACUGAAGACUGACACCUAUAUUUGUAUAUUAAUAUACUGUAUUUACUUAUUAAAUGCUCGAGGCACAUCCCCCUAUGAAAAAAGAAGAAAGAUGUAAACUAAAGAUGAUCCAUAUACAAAUGAAGGUAAAGAAUCACAGAGCUCCUGAAAGAGGCCAAUAUAUCUGAGAUACGGAAGGAGGCACUGGUUAGAUUAGAGAUUAGAUUUUGCCACCGAAGUGACUAGUUUGUGCACCCCAUAUCCAUCCUGUGGACGGUAGCGCAAGAGCAUGUGGAUAUACAAAAGGCCUAGAACUAGGCCCCAAAAGGGUUAACAGGUCUACAUAUCUACAGUUCACUUAUCUGUUACAAGCAAAUUUAGGAAUUUUGCUUAGUAUAUCUGGUAUCUUAUUUUCAUUAAUAAGAUAUCUUGACAUGUUACAUAGGUUAUUAUACUGUCUGUCUCUGUAUUCCUCAGUAAGUGGACAAUUAAGCACAAAGUGCUCAAGACAGUGACCAUAUCCCUGACCACAUAAUUAGCAUUUAGUUUGAUCAUUAUCUGUGUGUCUCCCAAACUGCCAGAAGUACUUGUAACCAAGCCUAAGCCUGGCCACUACAACAUCAGUCAGUUCUUGUAACCAAGCCUAAGCCUGGCCACUACAACAUCAGUCAGUACUUGUAACCAAGCCUAAGCCUGGCCACUACAACAUCAGUCAGUACUUGUAACCAAGCCUAAGCCUGGCCACUACAACAUCAGUCAGUUCUUGUAACCAAGCUUAAGCCUGGCCACUACAACAUCAGUCAGUACUUGUAACUAAGUCUAAGCCUGGCCACUACAACAUCAGUCAGUACUUGUAACUAAGUCUAUUAACUAGUCUAUGUAACAACGUCUAUUAACUAGACUUUCCAACAACAUCCAAACUACACUAGUAAGAUCAAUGGGUCGAUAGUGGGAGGCAUCAUGGCCCGAAGUGCCUACCUGGUUUAUGAAAAGACAGAACAAUAGCAGUUUUCCAUGGAUGGGAGGAACUCUUGUGACCAAACAAGAUUUAAAAAUGUAAGAGGGCUACGAGGGCUGUCGGAAGUAAAUGUUGAAGCAUACUAAUAUGAAUGCCAUCAGGUCCAGCUGCUGACGAUCGGCAAAUGGGAAGUGUUGACUCAAGUUCUAGAUGUGUAAAAGGCACAUUAUUAGACUCUUCUCUGCUAGAAGAAAAGUCUAAACGUGGUAACUUUUUGGUAGACUUGGAGGAAAGAAAUGAGGAGCAUAGAUGGGGCCCUGAGAGAUACAGACAAGAUAAUUUCCAAUUGCUGUAACAACUGUAGACUGUCUACAUCGUCUUCACAUCUCAACUGCUCCUGCCAACUUUUCUGUACACGACUGAAGAAGCCUACUGUAUAUGCGAAACUUUUUGGAAUAAAGAUGCCUAACUGUU
Messenger RNA from Cherax quadricarinatus, 5431 nucleotides. Its product is annotated as glucose-6-phosphate exchanger SLC37A4. The record is from RefSeq and is a predicted model, not a curated record. Gene Ontology annotation, cellular component: endoplasmic reticulum membrane. Gene Ontology annotation, molecular function: glucose 6-phosphate:phosphate antiporter activity. Gene Ontology annotation, biological process: phosphate ion transmembrane transport; glucose-6-phosphate transport. NCBI's taxonomy places the organism in Eukaryota, Metazoa, Arthropoda, Malacostraca, Decapoda, Parastacidae.